AUGAGGCUGGAGGCGAGCAGGACAGGGUCUGGGGCACGCCCGGCGGGGUCCCUGCCCGGAGCUCGUGGGCAGCUGGAGGGCAUCCCCACGCCCCGGGGCACCCGCCCGGCCCCCUGCCCCAGGAAGCGCUCCCUGCAGGCCCCCGGGAGGUGCGUGCUGGCCCUGGUGCUGCUGUUUUCCAUCCAGCAAGUUACAGGAUCUCUCCUUAAGGAGACAACUCGGAAGUGGGCUCAGUACAAAGAGACAUGUCUCAGAGACUUACUCAAGGAACCUUCUGGUAUAUUUUGUAACGGGACGUUUGAUAAAUAUGUCUGCUGGCCUCAUUCCUCUCCGGGAAAUGUCUCCGUACCCUGCCCCUCCUACUUGCCUUGGUGGCGUGAAGAGAGCUCGGAAAGGGCCCACAGACGCUGCUUGGCUCAGGGGACUUGGCAGAUGCGGGAGAACUCCACGGGAAUCUGGCAGGAUGACUCUGAAUGCUCUGAAAACCACAGCUUCAAACAAAACGUGAUUCACCAUCAAGCCUGGCUGUCGACGUUGCAGCUGAUGUACACCGUGGGCUACUCCCUGUCCCUCGUCUCGCUCCUCCUGGCUCUUAGCCUCCUCCUGUGUCUUCGAAAACUCCACUGCACACGCAACUAUAUCCACAUGAACGUGUUUGCUUCGUUCAUCCUGAGAGCCCUGGCUGUGCUGGUGAAGGACGUCGUCGUCUCCAACUCUUACUCCAGGAGGCCCGACGACGAGAACGGGUGGAUAUCCUACCUGUCGGAGGUGUCCGUGUCCUGCCGCUCGGCCCAGGUCCUCCUGCACUACUUUGUGGGUGCCAACUACUCGUGGCUGCUGGUUGAAGGCCUCUACCUCCACACUCUGCUGGGGCCCACCUUGCUUUUUGAAAGGCGCCUGUGGCCCACGUACAUGCUGGUGGGUUGGGGUUACCCUGUGCUAUUUGUUGUACCCUGGUGUGUUGCCCGUGCACAGCUGGAGAACACUGGGUGCUGGGGAAUCAAUGGAAACAAGAACAUCUGGUGGAUCAUCCGGGGGCCCAUGCUGCUUUGUGUAACGGUCAAUUUCUUCAUCUUCCUGAAAAUCCUCAAGCUUCUCAUUUCUAAGCUCAAAGCUCAUCAAAUGUGCUUCAGAGAUUACAAAUACAGACUGGCAAAGUCGACGCUGGUUCUCAUUCCUUUGCUGGGUGUUCACGAGAUCCUCUUCCUCUUCAUCACUGAUGAACAAGUUCAAGGAUUCCCAAAGCUCGUGCGACUCUUCAUUCAGCUGACCCUGAGCUCUUUCCAUGGAUUGCUCGUGGCCUUCCAGUAUUGCUUUGCCAAUGGAGAGGUGAAGGCUGAGCUACGGCGACACUGGCUCCGCUACUUGCUCGCCCACCGCUCCGGCUGCAUAGCCUGGGUCCUGGAGAAGUUCAGGCUCCUGGGGAAGUAUCCCAAGAAGCUCUCUGAGGAGGGAAGCUCCGGGACGCUGCAGAGGCUGCAGUCCUCGUCUGGCAGCGGGUCUCUCCCAUACCUGUCCUCGCAGGGCCAGGGAGAGCUCGGUGCCCGGCCGUACCGAGGCCAUGCAGCCUGGCCCAGGGGCAGCAGCCUGUCUGAGAGCAGUGAAGGUGACUUCACACUGGCGAACACCAUGGAGGAGAUUCUGGAGGAGAGUGAGAUCUAG
Messenger RNA from Choloepus didactylus (southern two-toed sloth), 1662 nucleotides. RefSeq names its product glucagon like peptide 2 receptor (gene GLP2R). Gene Ontology annotation, molecular function: glucagon receptor activity; peptide hormone binding. The coding region runs from base 1 to 1662 and encodes 553 amino acids. Gene Ontology annotation, biological process: adenylate cyclase-modulating G protein-coupled receptor signaling pathway; cell surface receptor signaling pathway. NCBI's taxonomy places the organism in Eukaryota, Metazoa, Chordata, Mammalia, Pilosa, Megalonychidae. The record is from RefSeq and is a predicted model, not a curated record. The transcript is spliced from 14 exons. Gene Ontology annotation, cellular component: plasma membrane.